Messenger RNA from Papaver somniferum (opium poppy), 670 nucleotides. Its product is annotated as AIG2-like protein D. The coding region runs from base 53 to 586 and encodes 177 amino acids. NCBI's taxonomy places the organism in Eukaryota, Viridiplantae, Streptophyta, Magnoliopsida, Ranunculales, Papaveraceae. The transcript is spliced from 5 exons. The record is from RefSeq and is a predicted model, not a curated record.
UGCCACCACUACUACACUUUGCUCCCAUCUUCAAGGAGAGAUACAGAGAGAGAUGGCAACAUCGGCAUCAUCACCAUCUGUAAUUUCUUCUAAUCAUCAUCAAAAUCUUCGUAGCGUAUUUGUUUAUGGAAGUUUGCUAGCAGAUGAUGUUGUGAAAGCUUUAUUGAAUCGUGUCCCUCAGAAUUCUGCUGCCAUCCUUGACAACUUUAAAAGGUUCAGCAUAAAAGGACGUGUUUAUCCCGCAAUUCGGCCAGUAGAGAACACAAAAGUCACUGGGAGGGUUCUCUUGGAUAUCACAGAUUCUGAGUUGGACAUUUUAGAUAUAUUUGAGGACGAAGAAUAUGAGAGAAGCACUGUUGAUGUUUCUCUGAUAGAUACUUCAAAGAAGGUGCGAUCCUACACUUACGUUUGGGUUAACAAAAAUGACCCAAACUUGUAUGGAGAAUGGAAUUUUGAGGAAUGGGAGCAAUUACACAAGAAUGGUUUUCUUAAGAUGACAUCCGGUUUCGUGGAGGAGUUGGAAGGUCCGGAAUCAAAGCCAAGAGUCGCUACUUACGAAUCUUUCUAUCAGAAUGCCAAGGACUAGAAACUUCAUUUGUUGCCUUGAUGUCAACUUUCAAACCAUAUAUGACGUUUUCAAAACAUUACUUUCAAGUUUUGUCUUUGGACU